Messenger RNA from Akanthomyces muscarius, 1521 nucleotides. RefSeq lists its product as uncharacterized. The record is from RefSeq and is a predicted model, not a curated record. Bases 1 to 1521 code for a protein of 506 amino acids. Gene Ontology annotation, biological process: regulation of DNA-templated transcription. NCBI's taxonomy places the organism in Eukaryota, Fungi, Ascomycota, Sordariomycetes, Hypocreales, Cordycipitaceae. The transcript is spliced from 4 exons. Gene Ontology annotation, molecular function: DNA-binding transcription factor activity, RNA polymerase II-specific; zinc ion binding.
AUGCCCUUUCGUGGCCGGCCCAGCACCGCUUGCGGGCGCUGUCGCCAGCGCCGCCUCAAUUGCAAUCAUGCUAUGCCCUGCUGCAGCUCCUGCAUCAGAGCUGGCGUGCGGUGCCCCGGCUAUCGCAACCUGCUAGACUUGAGCUUUCGAGACGAAAAUGCUCUCGCGGCAGCUCGUGCACAUCGCAAGGUAGCAGGAAAGAAACAGCAACUGACGAAACGCUCCGCUCCGCAGCCUGGAGUACGCCAGAACACCAAGGUCGUCGUCACUGCUGUGCCACCCUGUAUCCCCUACUCCGUAAAAGAGACGGCGAGAUGCUACCUCGUCUCCAACUACAUGCAAUCAAGCUCUCAAAGGAAUGGCGAGCUGUCAUAUCUCCUACCGCUCGUAGAAACGGGCCACAGGCAUUCCGCGAUUGAUGCGGCGCUCAAUGCCGUCGCCAUGGCUGCCUGGGCAAACAUUCGGCUGUCGCCCAAGGCAAUGCUCAAAGCACAGAGCGAAUACACCAUUGCGCUAGCGGAAACAAACAAGGCCCUGAGAAGUACUGAAGGGUGCAAAAAAGACGAAACGCUGGCUUUGGUUGUUCUCCUUAGUAUUUACGAGGUCAUAGUCUGCAGUGACGAUGCAUUUAUGGACCGCUGGAUGGCUCAUUUAGAGGGUGCGACCCUUUUGAUAGAGCUGCGCGGCCCGGAUCAGCUCACCAAACGCGACGGCCUGAGCUUAUUCAGACACCUACGAGCACAGAUUUCUCUGAGUAGAAUAUUUCAAGAGAAGCCCAAUCCGCCUAUACUCGCGCAGCUUACUGAACAGGCCGCUGCCUACCGAGAUCCCGACUACCAAGUCUUUGACCGACUGGCAUCUGCCGUUAUGCAGCUCGCAGAUCUAUGCGCCGAUGCGAAGAUGAAUCAAGCGCAUGGCCACAAAAGUAUUAUAUCACUAGCCAUGAGACUAGAUUCCGAGCUUGUACUGGUACUUCUUGACACUCCAAAGCGGUGGCGCUACAACAGCCUCAAGGUUCCGCUCCAAGAUGGGAGACCGAUCAUGACGGGCUUUUGGGGCCGCGACUACCACGAAUACGAGAGUCUGGAAGCCGCAAAAAUGUGGAAUAAUUACCGUUGCGCCAGGAUUGUCAUUCAGGAAUUAAUUAUUGACACCGUCGAAGGUCGUGGCUCGUCGGCAGAUGCCCAGUAUUCUUCCGUGGCAAAUCAAUGCCGGCAUACUAUGAAGCAACUUAUCGAAGAUAUAUGUGCUAGUGUGCCAUUUUAUUUUGGAUUGCAUUCAUCCUCAAAUGAUGCGGAAAAUGGCGACGGAGGCUUGACAGAAGGAACAGGGUCCAUUGGUCUGGCGCUUAUGUGGCCUCUGCUUGUAGCUGCAAACUCGGGAAUAGCUUCGAAAGAGCACCAAGAGUGGAUUGCCGUUUGUUUAGACAAAAUUGGGCACAUUAUGGGCCAUAACCAAGCAUUCUCCAUGGCGAAGCUACUGCGAGAGAGAAAGACGACUCGUUCAUUGUUAGCAAGCUAA